This is a messenger RNA of Brassica rapa (field mustard), 1520 nucleotides long. RefSeq lists its product as uncharacterized. NCBI's taxonomy places the organism in Eukaryota, Viridiplantae, Streptophyta, Magnoliopsida, Brassicales, Brassicaceae. The record is from RefSeq and is a predicted model, not a curated record.
UUAAAAUCACUUCAGAGAGCUGUCGACAAAAGCCUCGACAAAAACAAUUAUGAUUUGCAAGGGUUCCCUAUGGCAUUUCUUAUAUGGAUACUUGAGUCAGUACCUUUGCUACAGUAUGCAUUCAGUCAAGUUGUUCCUAUUCUGAGCGUUCAACCGUCUACCCCAAUAUUUUUGUGUGAGAAGUACCUUCAAAUAGCUUCUCCACAGCUGAUAGAUGUUCUCCUAAUUGAAAUCAAAGAUCAUGUAAGUUUUUACAUUAUUUUUUUCUUGUUUGUUUUGCCUUAUGAUUCUCCAUUUAAAAGCUAAUUAUUUUUAUGGUUUCAGCUUAAGGUCACAUGCAUCCUACCUCCUAUUUCUAAUGAUCCAGAAGCUGAUGUUUGCAUGGAAGACGAAGCUAAUAAAGAUCUGGAUGACAUGGCCGAUUUAUCCAAGAGAGGUUAUAAGUUUAAAAUUAGAGAUUGGCGAAACAUGUCAGUAGACCUAUACGGUGCUAAUGAAGAAAUAAGAAGAGCAUCUUUACUGUUUGGGAAUGGAGGGAUGAGUCAAGCUUCUACUUCGUAUCAGGAGGAGUCUUUGGAAUCAAAGAUCAACAGAAUCAGCGAGAUGGUGGGAGAUAAUUUAAGGAUCAUGAACGAUCGUUUGUGUUUGAUUGAAAAAGACAGGAAACAGAUUAAAGAACGUGUGACAAAACUAGAGAAACUACAAAGAGUUACUUCAUAUGAAACUCCAAACAAUGAGACUGACACAACUCCAUUUCAUGAGACGGCUUCCAGACAAGGUGAAGCCAAUGCAGAUCAAGCAGAUGAACAACUUAACAAUGAGGAUACACGAGAGCCUAUGAAUGAGAUCACGAAAGAGACACCUGGUUCUCCAAUAGCUCAACAGAAUAUUGAGACUCCAGUCCUUACUCCAAUUCAGACGCAGCAGGAGACUCACGAGCUUAUGAAUGAGAUCAUUUCACCAAACAUUUCCGACACACAGCCAAAUACCCGAGCUCGCAGAAAUCUUUUAACAGAGCAAAAUAAGGAUGUAGAAAGCAGAGUUCAAAAUCCCUUUGAGAUCGGAGCAAAUGUGGAGAUUUCAUCACAAGAUGACAAUACUUGUCAUAAAUGGUAUCCAGGAAAUGUGUUGGCAACAUAUUUGGUUGAUGGGGUUGAGAUGGUGAAAGUUGAGUACUCCGUCCCGUCUCUGGACGAAAAGAAGAGGAAAAGGAGUGUUGAGACACGUGUAUCAAUUGACAGAAUACGUCCUCAACCACCACCUGAGAGAUCUGGAGCGAAGAAAAGUUAUGAGCUAAUGCAGGACGUGGAGGCGUUCGACAAUGGUGCCUGGUGCGCUGGAAAAGUUAAAGUCAUUUUGUUUGAUGGCUCGUGUUUUGUCUCUUUGAACAAUUCUAAAGAACAAAUUUACUUCCACCAUUCUGAGAUGCGAAAACCAAGAAAAUGGGUAGAUGGUGUUUGGGAGAUGACAAAAAAGGUAAAACAAAUGCCUUGGAUCACUUGAAUUGAAAAAUAAUGUCA